Messenger RNA from Cannabis sativa, 1103 nucleotides. RefSeq names its product alpha carbonic anhydrase 4-like. The record is from RefSeq and is a predicted model, not a curated record. The coding region runs from base 28 to 828 and encodes 266 amino acids. The transcript is spliced from 7 exons. Lineage: Eukaryota; Viridiplantae; Streptophyta; Magnoliopsida; Rosales; Cannabaceae. Gene Ontology annotation, molecular function: carbonate dehydratase activity; zinc ion binding.
AAAAAAAAAAGGGGUUUGAUUGAAAAAAUGGGCUUUUUCAGCUUCAUCUUUCUCAUUACAGUUCAUUUCAUCAUUUGCAGAGCUCUUCAGUCUGAAAGUAAUAAUGAGAGCCCAUUUUCUUACAAUGAAGGAAGUGGUAAAGGACCAAAGAAGUGGGGUCACAUUGACCCACAUUGGAAAAUUUGUAACAAUGGAAAAUUACAGUCUCCCAUUGAUCUUCUUCAUCAAAAGGUUCAAGAUUUUCCCAAUCUUGGUGAAUUUAAAACAGAUUACAAACCAGCUCCUGCUACUCUCAUAAAUAGGGGACAUGAUAUUACAGUGAAAUGGAAAGGUAAUGCUGGAAAAAUUAACAUCAAUGGGACUAACUAUGAAUUGUCACAAUGUCAUUGGCACCAUCCUUCUGAACACACAUUCAAUGGAUCAAGGUUUGAUCUUGAGCUUCACAUUGUUCACUUAAGCUCUAGUGGAGAUAGAGCUGUUGUUGCAAUUACUUAUAAGUAUGGCCAACCAGACCCUUUCCUUACAAAGCUGUUUGAGCACAUUAAAUCAGUGGAUACAGAUCUUGAAGAGAAGGAUUUGGGAAUUAUUAAUCCAGAAAUCAUUAAAUUUGGAAGCAAAGAGUAUUACAGAUACAUUGGUUCACUUACAAUCCCUCCAUGCACAGAGGGAGUCAUUUGGACUAUAUUCAGAAAGGUUAGAACAGUUUCAAGGGAGCAAGUUUGUGCACUAAGGAAUGCAGUCCAUGAUGGUUUUGAAGUAAAUGCAAGGCCAACUCAGCAAUUGAAUGGAAGGCCAGUGUGGAUGUAUACUCCAAGAGGAGGCAAUUGAGGUUCUACUUAAGCUUAAGUGGAAAAUAGGGAGAGAGUACAUUUUCACACAUGUCUAUAUAUAUAUAUCAUAAAUAUGAAACAUGCUAUGGUUUAUUUAUUUACAAUUCAAUCUUAAAUAAUAAUUAAUCCAAUAAAAAAUACAAUUUGUGAUGGUUGUUAAUCAAAAUUUAAAUUUUGUUUUUUUAAAAAAAUAGUCAAAUAAUUAAGUAUUUUACUUAAGCUUUCAUUAAGUUUAGAAAAUGAUAAAAUUAAAUAUGUGAGGACGUUUGCAUU